Messenger RNA from Triplophysa dalaica, 3598 nucleotides. RefSeq names its product prickle homolog 3 (gene prickle3). The record is from RefSeq and is a predicted model, not a curated record. Gene Ontology annotation, molecular function: zinc ion binding. Lineage: Eukaryota; Metazoa; Chordata; Actinopteri; Cypriniformes; Nemacheilidae.
UGUGGGUUCUUUGGGACAAACUUCUACUUGAGUUAUUGUCAGAGAUCUACAAGCCAGAGAUCGCGGAAAGUAUCGUUAAAUAGAGGAAACCUGCAGAAACAUCGCCUGGAUCAUGAAAGCAUUCGCGUGAAUCCUCGCGUGACACAUUAAAGCCACCGACAUGUUCGCGCGCGGAUCAAAGAAGCGACGCUCCAAUCGCUCGUCGGAGUGUGAAGACCCGGACAGAGGUCAGCCUUGUAUGCGCUGUGGAGAACAAUGUCCUGGCUUUCGUAUGCACGGAUGGAGGAAGAUCUGUGUGCACUGUAAGUGUGUACGGGAAGAGCAUGUGGUGCGCUCGGUGCCCGGCCAGCUCGAAAAGAUGAUGAUGAAGCUAGUGUCAGACUUCCAAAGGCACUCCAUAUCUGACGACGACUCGGGAUGUGCUUCCGAAGAAUACGCCUGGGUGCCGCCUGGUCUCAAGCCUGAACAGGUUUACCAAUACUUCAGCUGUAUUCCAGAGGAUAAGGUGCCAUAUGUAAACAGUGUUGGUGAACGAAAUCGCAUUAAACAGCUCUUACAUCAGCUCCCAGCCCAUGACAGUGAGCCUCAGUACUGUAAUUCUCUGGAUGAAGAAGAGAAGAAGGAACUGAGAUUAUUCAGCCAACAGAGGAAGAGAGAGAAUCUUGGACGUGGCAACGUGCGACUUUUCCCGGUCACCAUGACUGGAGCCAUCUGCCAACAGUGUGGAAGGCAGAUCUGUGGCGGGGACAUAGCCGUGUUUGCAUCACGGGCCGGUCAUGGCACCUGCUGGCACCCUCAAUGCUUCCAGUGUGCUUCCUGUAAUGAGUUGCUGGUAGAUCUCAUUUACUUUUAUCAGGACGGGCACAUUUAUUGCGGCCGGCACCAUGCUGAGCACAUCAAACCACGCUGUCAGGCCUGUGAUGAGAUCAUCUUUGCCGAUGAGUGUACGGAGGCUGAGGGCCGGCACUGGCACAUGAAGCAUUUCUGCUGUUUCGAGUGUGAAGCAGCACUGGGCGGGCAACGUUACAUCAUGAGAGAGAGUCGACCCUACUGUUGCUGUUGCUAUGAGUCGCUGUACGCCGAGUACUGCGACACCUGCGGGGAACAUAUUGGUAUAGACCAGGGGCAGAUGACUUAUGAGGGCCAGCACUGGCAUGCCACUGAAGCAUGUUUCAGCUGUGCCAGCUGUCGACUCCCUCUGCUGGGAAGACCAUUCUUGCCUCGCGGAGGUCUCAUUUUCUGCUCUCGCUCCUGCUCACUGGGGGACGAUCCAGAUAACUCAGACUCUUGUGAUUCAGCCCUGCAGAGCAAAUCAGCCUCGCAUAAACUCACUCAAAAUAAGCAGCGUAGUUCUGCGCAACGGCCACAAGGGGGAAGCAGCAGUCCCAAUGACAUCAGGUCUAAAGGCAGUAUGUGGAAGAAUGCGCUAGUAACCUCUAGCCCAACAACAGUGAAUGGGUGUAGUCAUUUUCCACUUGAGAACAAAGGCGUUUGCACCUCCUUCCCUUCUGAACCUCCACAAUAUGACCAAGCGCAAACGCAGAACUCGCACCUGCCCUCUCAGCUCCUUCCGGCAGCCAAUGACAGGACAGAACCUCUGUGCAAGGACCAAUCAAACAGGACAGACAGUCCAUACAGCGGUCUGGAGUUCACAGUAGAGCUGAAUGGCUAUGCAGAAUUUGGCCCUUUCCCACCCAGCUGCACAUCCAGAGGCACUUCCACAGCAAAGGAUUGUGGGAAUGCUGUUGAAAGUUACAUGGGAAUUUCCUCUGAUCCCAAACCAUCAGAUGCAUUCGACGAUUUCAUUGACUCAGACUCCUUUCCACCACCUCCACCCCCUGUGUUUUUUGAGCCAUCUGAUUUGCCACCCCCUUCAGAUUCCACACCCACUGUUAAAGAACCUGAAGAGACUCCUGUUGCACCUGUUCGCAACAGCAUAGCCAGGGUCAGCUUCAGAGAGCCAAUCAGCUGCAGUUAUUCAGUGGAAGAAGACGAUUGGGAGGAAGAGGAAACUGUUGAGGUAAACAGAAAUGAAGAAGAAGAGGAGCAGGAGGACGAUGGAGAAGAAGCUGUGGGAAGUUUGGGACACAGGUUGAGGUUUUGCACUGGAGUACCAUCACAGAUAGACCUGCUGGAUGGGUCCUACCAUCGCAGCCUCCGACGUGGACAUGGUGGCCACGUUGGCACAGAGAAACAUGCAAAGCGUUUUCGAGGCUCACAAAGUGACAGACCUAGGCUGGACAUCCUGGAAUCCAGGGAAGGAGACUGCAGACACCGGUCCAACAGCGUCCUGAUGAGACACAGCAGGCUGACCCUGCACUCCACUCGCUACAAACACGAAGAGUCAUGCUCAACCUGCUCAUCUUCCACAGAUUCCGAGGAGGAAGGCUUUUUUAUGGGCGAGCGUAUUCCUCUGCCGCCGCAGCUGACAGGUGGACAAAAAGAGAGCGAUGGACAAAGAGAGGAAGCAAAGAAAAGCAGGACAGGAAGUUUUAGGAGGAAGAGAACACAGAGUCUCAGUACGAAAGAAAAAGACAACUGCUUACUAUCCUGAGACAUCAUCGCUUAAAAGGACUUGCUGUGGAUUUAUGGCACAUUCUGGACUCUAUCAACACAAUUUUAUGAACUCAACUGAACCAAGUAGAUGCUUAGUCUUAAACAAAGGUCAUUAAAGUUUAUAAAUCACAUUUUGUAUGGUAAAAAUAAAAUUAUCUUACACUUUGUUCAUUUGCAUACCAGUAUUUGUUUUUUGAUGCGACUACAGAGGAUCCAGUACUUAGUUUCAAAAGGGUGCUUGUUGUCAAAUUACUACUACAAUAUUAUUAUUUGAACCGAUGAACAUUUCUUACCCUACUUUGGUUUCAUUUUAUGUAAAAAUGUCAUUGUAUAUUUCUUUAAAGGCAAUGUCUUAUCCAGAAAGAGUUAACCAGCUGAUAUAUUUUCCGAUUCCUUCAGCACUAUAGAAGAUCAGUUGUAGUGUGGGAUACAAUAUUCCACAAAGUGUGCUUUGUGGUAUAUCGCACAUUUUGACAACUAGGAUUGGUCAUCCUGAUAUUCUAUUUAUGCAAAACACAUACGUUAUAUGGUGAUUCCAAACAUUGUUCUCUUCUAUGUGAAAGAUUAUAGAUUAUUUAAAAAAUAGAUUUUCUUUUUUACAAUUACAAAGUGUUAUCAUAGUUGAUUUAACCCCUCUAUGUCUACUGAACCAUUACAUUUUAAAAUUGGUAUUAGCCAAACCUGAAACCAGUUACUUGAACUAGUGAGCAGUUGCAUCUUGCUUGACUAGUUUUGAAAGGAUUUUUUUUGCACUUGCUUAAGGUUUAACAAGAUGAAACUUAUUGAAAUGCAAAUGCAAUGUUAUUGUGUUACUGUAUUUAAAUAUGCAUUGUCGUGGCUUUAUAAGUAACACAGGUUAAGUAGGAGAAUAUUCCACAAUGUUUCUAUGGUAUUGCUAUAACUUAGUAUAAUGAAAACAAGCAAACAUAAGGCCACUCCAGGAUAUAGUGAAAUGGUAAUAUGUCAAUUUUAUAUAUUCAUGAACUGUAUGAUAUGUAAAUCAAUGUGUAAAUGAGAAUUUUAAUAAAGACACAUGACAUUC